AUGGCGAUCGGAGCGUGGGUCCUGCGGGCGGUCGCGGGCGACCGGCGACCUAAAACGGGCCCAGGCGCCUUCCUGACCCUGCCGGCGGACGCCAAAAACAGCCACCUCAACCGCACCUGGGAAAGCGCCUCCAGAAGGCUGCUCCCCGUGCUGACGCCCCCAGGGGGUCGCGACCCGAAGUGGGGUGCGGGCGGCCGCGGCUCCAAAUGCGCGGCGGCCCCGAGCCAUCUGUUGCUGGACUACGACGGGUCGGUGCUGCCCUUCCUCGGGGGCCUGGGCGGGGGCUUCCAGCGGACCCUCGUGCUGCUCACCUGGAUCCCCGCGCUGUUCAUCGGCUUCAGCCAGUUCUCGGACUCCUUCCUCCUGGACCAGCCCAACUUCUGGUGCCGCGGGGCCGGCAAAGGCUCCGAGCUGGCGGGGGUCACCGCCACCGGCCGCUGGAGCGCCGGCGACUUGGCCAACUGGACCAGCCCCCCGCCCGCCCCCUUCUCCACUGCCGCCUGGGGCGCCGCGGGCAACCUGAGCAACAGCAGCGAAGGGUACGGGGGCGACACGCCACCCCUGCCGUCCCCGCCGGACCAGGAGGACAACGCCUCCAGCUGUGACUGCCACGCGUGGGACUACGGCAUCCGCACAGGCCUCGUCCAAAACGUGGUCACCAAGUGGGAUCUCGUGUGUGACAAUGCCUGGAAGGUCCACAUCGCUAAGUUCUCCUUACUGGUCGGAUUAAUCUUUGGCUACCUAAUUACUGGAUGCAUUGCUGACUGGGUCGGCCGGAGGCCUGUGCUGCUCUUCUCCAUCAUCUUCAUUCUGAUCUUCGGACUAACUGUGGCCCUGUCGGUGAAUGUGACCAUGUUCAGCACACUCAGGUUCUUCGAAGGAUUUUGCCUGGCUGGAAUCAUUCUCACCCUCUACGCAUUACGAAUAGAACUGUGUCCCCCGGGAAAACGGUUCAUGAUCACGAUGGUGGCGAGCUUCGUGGCCAUGGCGGGCCAAUUCCUCAUGCCUGGGCUGGCCGCCCUGUGCCGAGACUGGCAGGUGCUGCAGGCCCUCAUCAUCUGCCCCUUCCUGCUCAUGCUGCUCUAUUGGUCGAUCUUCCCCGAGUCCCUGCGCUGGCUGAUGGCGACCCACCAGUUUGAGCCGGCCAAGAAGCUGAUCCUCCACUUCACCAAGAAGAACUGCAUGGACCCAGAGAGCGACAUCAAAGGCGUCCUGCCAGAGCUGGAGAAGGAGCUAUCACGGAGGCCCAAGAAGGUCUGCAUCGUGAAGAUGGUGGGUACCCGGAACCUGUGGAAGAACAUCGUGGUCCUGUGUGUGAACUCGCUGACGGGCUAUGGCAUCCACCACUGCUUCGCCCGGAGCAUGAUGGGCCACGAGGUGAAGGUGCCGCUGCUGGAGAACUUCUACGCCGAUUACUACACCGUGGCCAGCAUCGCCCUGGCGUCCUGCCUGGCCAUGUGCGUGGUGGUCCGCUUCCUGGGCCGCAGGGGGGGCCUGCUGCUCUUCAUGAUCCUCACGGCUCUGGCCUCCCUCCUGCAACUGGGGCUCCUCAACUUGAUCGGGAAAUACAGCCAGCACCCAGACUCAGGCAUGAGCGACAGCGUCAAGGACAAGUUCUCCAUCACGUUCUCCAUCGUGGGCAUGUUCGCCUCCCACGCGGUGGGCAGCCUCAGCGUGUUCUUCUGCGCAGAGAUCACCCCCACCGUCAUCAGGUGCGUAGGGGCACCCCCGGGGCCAGGAGGGAGCAGCCGGCCGAGGCUCCGCCCGGCCUUCAGAAUGGGGUGCGGCCUGCGUGAGGGCCCAGCCAGGGGGCCGCGCCCUGGCCUGGGAGCUGAGGGCUUCGGCAUGCUGACGGCGCCCAUCAUCGAGCUGCACAACCAGAAGGGCUACUUCCUGCACCACAUCAUCUUCGCCUGCUGCACGCUCAUCUGCAUCAUCUGCAUCCUCCUGCUGCCCGAGAGCCGCGACCAGAACCUGCCCGAGAACAUCUCCAACGGGGAGCACUACACGCGGCAGCCGCUGCUGCCCCACAGGAAGGGGGAGCAGCCGCUGCUGCUCACCAACGCCGAGCUCAAGGACUACUCGGGCCUGCACGACUCGGCCGCCGCGGGGGACGGGAUGCCCGAGGGCGCCACGGCCAACGGCAUGAAGGCCAUGUAGCUGCGGGCCAGGGGUGCCGGGGCCUUCCGGCGGGGCGGGGCGGGGCGGGCCCGUCUGUGGAGACGCUGCGGGGCGCGCUGGGGCGCAGUCUCUGGGACUAGCCCUCCGCGGACCGGACGUCUUCUCCGCCAUUCGAUGUUUGUAUUUAUUUUGGUCAUUUUUACGAGAAGCACUUUACUCCCUUUUCCUCUCACGGAUUUCGGCACGGAAGCACCGAGGAAGGAGCGCGGGCACCGGGGGAGAGGACGCCGCGCCCCUCCCUGCCCG
Molecule: messenger RNA, 2427 nt
Organism: Condylura cristata (star-nosed mole)
Lineage: Eukaryota; Metazoa; Chordata; Mammalia; Eulipotyphla; Talpidae
Gene: SLC22A23
Product: solute carrier family 22, member 23
Exons: 11
Coding region: 1-2160 (719 amino acids)
Biological process (GO): transmembrane transport
Cellular component (GO): membrane
Molecular function (GO): transmembrane transporter activity
Source: RefSeq, a predicted model, not a curated record